UCCAAGGUUUCUUUCUGGCACCCUGCAGCGUGAGCGCACGAACGAAGAUCUUUUGUUUCCAUUGUUUUUUUAUUAAUAAAAUACUGUUGUGGUAUUGAUAUUUUCAUUAAGUUGAUCUAUAAAUUGCUAAGAAUCUUUCUCGCCUGUUGUAGGCGGCAUACUGAUCUUGGAAGAAUAUUACGUGCUCGUAAAAUGUGUAGAAGUAUCGGUGAUUUUUUGGUCCUGCAUCCUUGUCCUUAUGAUUAGUUCCUCUUUAAUUACUGAUGCCAGUAUCAUGACACUUGGCUAGCAUUGUGCUUCGCGAGUGAUUUGCAAAAUCCCAUUACUGGAUGAAGAAUGUCGAAGAACAUUAAGGAAUUUUUGGCUGAUAACGAUCCGCAACCGUCAACGUCCCGUGGAGCCGAGCGUCCGUCAGACGCUGCACCUUUGUCGGAAGCACAGCGGCAGUGUCAGCAAUUCCACGAGAAUAACCGCAAAUCUCGCGUCAUCCAGACACUGGAAGUGUAUAAACUGCUGAAAUUGAUUGGCGAAGGAACGUAUGGAGUUGUGUACCGCGCGGUGGAUACCCGCAAUAAUCGUGGAGUGGCUAUCAAAGAAAUGAACAUUGAUCAAGAUGAACAAGGUUUGCCCAGUGUAGCGCUGCGUGAGAUCACAUUUCUGGGUGAAUUGCACCAUAAAAACAUCGUUAAUUUACUGGACGUGCUGACCACGGAUCAGCACUUGUUGCUGGUAUUCGAAUUUCUCGACAUGGACCUGCGUGAUUAUCAGACAAAGAUGAUUUCGCGCUACAAGCGCAUGCCCGCAGAUCUGAUUCGUCGAUUUAGCUACCAAAUGUUGAAUGGUUUGGCCUAUGUACAUGCGCGCCACAUUGUCCAUCGCGAUAUGAAGCCGCAGAACGUGUUAGUGGACAUCAAGCAUUCCGUCGUUAAAAUCGCCGAUUUCGGUUUGGCACGGCAUUAUACGUGUCCACUGAAAAUUAUGACUAACGAAGUUGUUACGCUAUGGUACCGAUGUCCGGAAUUACUACUGGGCGCGGAUAUUUAUGAUCCGUCUGUGGACAUUUGGAGUAUGGGUGUAAUAAUUAUCGAAUUAUUCGAGAAUGAUCCGCCCUUUGAUCCCGACUCGGAGAUCCGAGCACUGCACAUGAUAUUUCAAGCAUUCGGAACGCCGAGCAAGGAGAUGUGGGAAGAAAUCGUGCAUCUCCGGCAUUACAGUGAAGUAUUUCCGAAGUGGAAACCGAGAAGUUGGAAGGAAGUAGCAAAGCACGCCCCGGACGUGGCUGUUGAUCUGCUGAAACGCAUGUUCCUUUAUAAUCCACAAGACCGCAUUACGUGCCGUGGUGCCAUGCAGCAUUCGUAUUUCGACACGGAGCACGGUCUGGAUCUCCGAACUCCUGACCCGAACGAACCACCGCUUCCGCCCAAAUUUCUCAGCCCUAAGCACAUGUUUGUGCCUCGUUCUGACGCCGACGAUAACCAUAUUAUUCGAUCGCACGAUGCGGAUUCCAGUAACAACGAAUAAGGUGCCACUUUCCCGAAUAUGCACAACACUGUUUUUGUGUGACUUUGUGAUGUUUUCAAAUACCAAAGUUUUGGUUGUGUUAACUGUUAAGUGUGCAGUAUUUUUGGUUUUAAUUUUUCUUUUAAACUGUCAACUUUCUCGGCGUUUAAUAAAAAUUUAUAUCGCCAGUUUUAUUAUCAAUAACGCGCAAAAAUGAGACAAGACGUUAUA
Messenger RNA from Paramacrobiotus metropolitanus, 1731 nucleotides. Its product is annotated as cyclin-dependent kinase 1-like. Gene Ontology annotation, cellular component: cyclin-dependent protein kinase holoenzyme complex; cytoplasm; nucleus. NCBI's taxonomy places the organism in Eukaryota, Metazoa, Tardigrada, Eutardigrada, Parachela, Macrobiotidae. Gene Ontology annotation, biological process: regulation of G2/M transition of mitotic cell cycle; protein phosphorylation; signal transduction. Bases 337 to 1521 code for a protein of 394 amino acids. The transcript is spliced from 6 exons. The record is from RefSeq and is a predicted model, not a curated record. Gene Ontology annotation, molecular function: ATP binding; cyclin-dependent protein serine/threonine kinase activity; cyclin binding.